AUGAAAAAUGGUCAUAAACAUGAAUUACUCAUGCAGAAAUAUGUCAAAAUAUUCGUUGUCGUCUUCCUAUACUGGUUUUGUUCAAUAGGUCUCGUAUUUCUGAACAAGUAUUUGCUAAGCAGUGAGUCGCUUAAGCUCAAUGCACCGUUGUUUGUAACAUGGUAUCAAUGUUUUGUGACAGUGUUGCUGUGUUGUGUUUUUUGUUGGGUUUCUAAACAAUAUCCGUCAUUGGUUACAUUUCCAUUCGUGGGUUUUGAUCACCGGAUAUCGAGAGAGGUAUUACCGCUCUCAUUUGUAUUUGUUGCAAUGAUAGCUACAAAUAAUCUUUGCUUGAAGUAUGUCGGUGUCUCAUUUUAUUACAUUGGGAGGUCGCUUACUACCGUUUUCAAUGUGAUAUGUUCUUAUAUCAUUUUGGGACAGCUAACAUCACUGAAAACAAUUCUAUGCUGUGCAUUAAUCAUUGGUGGUUUUGUUCUCGGCGUGGAUCAGGAAGAUGCUACUGGAACUUUAUCGGUCACUGGUGUCAUAUUUGGUGUAGCAGCGUCAAUGUUUGUUGCCCUGAAUGCCAUUUAUACACAGCGGACUCUUCCAUCGGUUGGCGAUAGUAUUACGCAGCUCACUUUGUACAACAAUAUAAAUGCAUUAGUGUUAUUCAUACCCGUCAUGUUGUUUAGUGGUGACAUUAGUGAAGUGUUUUAUUUCCGUUAUUCUUCUUCCUUACGAUUCUGGACUUUGAUGACAUUAUCUGGUAUUUUUGGUUUUUUAAUGAGCUAUGUUACUGGAUGGCAGAUUCAGGUAACAUCAUCUUUAACACAUAAUAUUAGUGGUACGGCGAAAGCGGCAGCGCAAACUGUUAUUGCAGUUGUAUGGUGGCAGGAGAUGAAAUCACUGCUUUGGUGGAUAAGUAAUGUGAUUGUUCUCGGUGGUUCAGCUAUAUAUACAAUGAUCAAACGAAAAGAAAUGGUUGAUAAGUACGAUACCAAUAAAUCUAAACUAAAUGAAAAUAUCGAGCGACAAGCUGUGCUGUUUGGCCUCAGUGAUGAGGAUGAAACGAGAAAUUCUUAUACGCUUUGCGAGAAUGACAGCGGUCUAUUAAUGGCGAAAUAUCGUGGAUUGUAACUGUUGCGAUAACCCGUGAAACUCAGAACUUUAUCCAGCGGUUGAAUUAAGUGGGAUGCUUUGGAAAAAGUAUCUUUGUUCUCGUUCUCGUCCAAAACACCCAUUUUGGGAGUGCGCCGGUGCAAAUAUCCAAGUAUAUACAAGAGGAUGUAUUAUAAUUCCUUACUGUCAUCUGUCCAUGCGUUCUUAUAAUUUCAAGUAAUCUUUGGGAAGAAUGGAAUGGAAAGAUCUGCUCGAUCUGAUCGUAUAUGGCAUUGACCUUUUGCAAUCCUGUCAGUUUUGUUUCAUGUCUUUCUACAUUUUAUCUCCAAUAUUUUGUAAUAAAUAAUCCAGUGUUAAAGAAAAUUUGGUUUCACCGUGUCAGCUUCAUCUUGGAAAAGUUAUGCCUUAAAUUACAGUAGCAUUUUAACUAGAGC
Molecule: messenger RNA, 1535 nt
Organism: Loa loa (African eye worm)
Lineage: Eukaryota; Metazoa; Nematoda; Chromadorea; Rhabditida; Onchocercidae
Product: GDP-fucose transporter
Exons: 11
Coding region: 1-1119 (372 amino acids)
Biological process (GO): GDP-fucose import into Golgi lumen; protein O-linked glycosylation via fucose
Cellular component (GO): Golgi apparatus
Molecular function (GO): antiporter activity
Source: RefSeq, a predicted model, not a curated record